AAACCGGAUUUGUCAGCGACGAGGAGCCAGCGUGGGGUCCGAAAACGACAGAGGUCCGAGAGGGCAGGGCGUGCAAGCAGCAGUACAGCAGCAGAGCAUGUAGCGCAACCUCCAGUGGAAAAUCAGAUGGUGGUUUCCCAUUCCCCUCAGCCCUCCACAGCACCCAUGAUGGUGGCGCCAUCCGUCACUGUGGCAGGACCAACAGAUGCUAUUGGCUCAUCCCAGCAAGAAUCGGCAGAAAUGGCACAAGGUACUAACAUUGGUGCUGAGUCUCAGUCUUUAAUGUUUGGCAAUAACUUUAGUCAACCUGUCAUUAACAAUUCAACCCAAAUAGAUUUAGGUUACCAUGUAGAUAAUGCAACCAAACAAAAAAUUGUCACUGGGGAAUACAUUAAUUUAGCCACCCUGCUUGUGCGUGAUGCUAAUAGGCUACAUCUAUCAACAUUGUCAAUGGACUCCCAAGGCCAAAUUAUAGCCCAGCCCAAACACAAUCAGAAUAACGUGCCCAGUAAAAGCAAUGCAGGAGUUUUUGCAAGUGCGCCCAAGCAUUACGGGGCCAUUAUUUUGUCAUUUUUCCGGGAAACCACUAACACGGUAUCAGUUUAGUGCGGUCCUAGCUAAGGUCUU
This is a messenger RNA of Magallana angulata, 627 nucleotides long. RefSeq lists its product as uncharacterized. Lineage: Eukaryota; Metazoa; Mollusca; Bivalvia; Ostreida; Ostreidae. The record is from RefSeq and is a predicted model, not a curated record. The transcript is spliced from 2 exons. The annotation marks the transcript as partial.